Molecule: messenger RNA, 3735 nt
Organism: Paramormyrops kingsleyae
Lineage: Eukaryota; Metazoa; Chordata; Actinopteri; Osteoglossiformes; Mormyridae
Gene: tbx2b
Product: T-box transcription factor 2b
Biological process (GO): cell fate specification; regulation of transcription by RNA polymerase II; positive regulation of DNA-templated transcription
Cellular component (GO): chromatin; nucleus
Molecular function (GO): DNA-binding transcription factor activity, RNA polymerase II-specific; RNA polymerase II cis-regulatory region sequence-specific DNA binding
Source: RefSeq, a predicted model, not a curated record
UGGGAUCGGAGCAGGAAGGACAUGUGAGAUAGUCACAGUUUUACAGUGAACAAGGCAAGAUCUAACCAUUUAAACUCCGCGUCCGUGUAGAAUGAUUGCUCUCGCCGGCGCAUCUCCGUUGCAAGAGUGAUUUUAUUCUUCUGGAAGCGUGUUCGGGAGGAAAACGGAAACCCCGAAUUUGCUUUCAAAGCGCGCAUGCAGUCCCUUUGACUGAUAUUCUUAUUACUGGACUUCUCGGAGGCUUCAGCCGCUGGAGUAUUAGAAGCAGCAACUCAUUUCUCUAACGCCUUUUUUCUCAGAGAAACGUCUCUGUUACGCGUCCCUUACUGUAUUUGGCAUCGCGAUACUUUCGUUCUAUUCUACUUCUCCUAAUUUUAGUAGAAUCGCUCAGUAAUCUGGAGACGUGGUAUUUUCUUUCGGGGAUCAACAUAACUGCAUAUGAUCAUUUCACCUCGAUUUUUGGAUGCACCGAUGAGAGAUCCAGUUUUCACAGGGACUGGCAUGGCUUAUCACCCUUUCCACGCUCACCGGCCGGCCGACUUCCCCAUGUCAGCCUUUCUAGCGGCCGCUCAACCUUCUUUCUUCCCGGCGCUCACGCUGCCUCCCGGGGCUCUCACUAAGCCAAUCCCGGACCAUACUCUUGCCGGGGCCGCGGAAGCGGGGCUCCACCCGGUACUGAGUCAUCAUCACCAGGCUGCUCAUCUGCGUACUCUUAAGAGCUUGGAGCCGGAGGAAGAAGUCGAAGACGACCCAAAAGUCACACUGGAAGCUAAGGAUCUGUGGGACCAGUUUCACAAACUUGGAACCGAAAUGGUAAUCACCAAAUCUGGAAGGAGAAUGUUCCCUCCUUUUAAAGUCCGAAUAAAUGGUCUUGAUAAAAAAGCUAAAUAUAUCUUGCUGAUGGAUAUCGUCGCUGCGGACGACUGCCGCUACAAGUUCCAUAAUUCUCGUUGGAUGGUAGCGGGGAAGGCCGACCCCGAGAUGCCCAAGCGAAUGUAUAUUCACCCGGACAGUCCGGCUACGGGAGAGCAGUGGAUGGCAAAGCCUGUUGCUUUUCAUAAACUCAAGCUGACCAACAAUAUCUCGGACAAGCAUGGAUUUACUAUUCUUAAUUCAAUGCAUAAGUACCAGCCCAGGUUUCACAUUGUGAGAGCGAACGACAUUCUGAAGCUACCGUACAGUACUUUCCGAACCUACGUGUUCCCGGAGACUGAUUUUAUUGCAGUCACUGCCUACCAGAAUGACAAGAUCACACAACUGAAAAUUGAUAAUAAUCCUUUUGCCAAAGGGUUCAGAGACACGGGAAAUGGACGUCGGGAAAAGAGGAAGCAACUAACGCUGCCUUCCCUACGUAUGUACGAGGAUCAGUGCAAGGUGGACAGAGAUGCAGGAGACUCGGACGCCUCCUCCAGCGAGCCCACGGCUGGACGGGAUGCUGUGCACUCGCCCGUGUCCAGCCCCCUUCGCUUCAGCCGAGCCAGCCGAGACGAGAAAGCCCUCACAGACAGUGAGCAGGAACUUGACCAACAAGAUGAGCGUUGCGCUGGGGCGAGCAGUCCUGGUCCUGAGCCCCCAUCUCCUUUCAGCCCCAGAUGUGAGGAAAGGGUGAAAGAGAGGCCUAGUCCAGACAAGAAGGACGAGUACCCCGAGUCAAGGAAGCAAAACGACUCCAUGUUCAGUGUCAGAAACCUUGAAAAAGACAAGUCGGAGAACAGGCACCGGAAAGAAGCGGAAUCUUCCAAGAAAGAUGGAGACUGUAGCAAUUUGGGAGGGGGCAAAGAUAGCUUUUCUCCCCUGAUGGUACAAACGGAGAGUCCCUCACACUUCACCGCAGGCCAUUUGCAGAGCCUGGCGCUCUCGGGGUUGCACAGUCAGCAGUUUUUUAACCCUUUGAACACCGGACAGCCUCUGUUUAUCCACCCCGGACAGUUCGCAAUGGCCCCCGGCGCGUUCUCUGCCAUGGGAAUGGGGCAUCUAUUAGCCUCUGUAUCCGGAGCAAGCGGCUUGGACAACGGAAGUCUGUCUGGCCAGGGGUCGGCAAGCACCCCAAAUCCAUUCCCCUUCCAUCUUUCACAGCACAUGCUUGCCUCUCAGGGUAUUCCGAUGCCGACCUUCGGCGGCUUGUUCCCGUAUCCGUACACCUACAUGGCAGCAGCGGCUGCAGCGGCAUCUGCGCUCCCCACUAGCACCGCUGCUACGUCACUCUCCAGGAACCCAUUCCUCAGCAGCUCCCGUCCCAGGCUGCGAUUCAAUCCCUACCAGAUUCCGGUGUCUAUUCCCCAAAGCACAAAUCUGCUCACCACCGGAUUGCCAAGCAGUCUAAACCAAGGAUCCGAGUCCUCAAAAUCGGGCAGCAGGGAGGCAAGCCCCGUCCCCGAGCACCACAACCACAAGGCCGGGCCAAGCCAGCGAACCGGGUCUCCUAAGUCAUCGUUGAAGGAAUCCAUCAAUGAACUGCAGAACAUUCAGAGACUGGUCAGCGGCUUGGAAAACCAGAGGGAAACUUCCCCGUCCAGAGAUUCCCCAAAGUGAUAAAUGGGAUUCUCAAAUUCUAUCCAUGACUUGGCUUGAAAUACAGAGGUCAAUAGGAACUGAUUUUGUACAGCACAUUACAGAGCAUAACAUUUUCGCUUGGAUAAUUGGAAUGCCCGACAGGAGUCACGGGCGUCACUAUAGACGGUUUUAAAGGGGUACGCUUUCGAGAAGGUAAAACAAAAAGCAUCGCAAUAUUCUUCAAAUGGACAACCAAAAGGACAUAUCGGGCUCCUAGCAACCUUGAUGGGUUUUAGUGGCUAAAACUUGAACCGAUAGUAACGUGUGAUUUCAAAGAAACCUGUAAAAAAAGACUUUAAAAUUAAUGGAAAACAACCAACUAUGUUGCUGUCAAGGGAGUCGACAGAAGUGACAACGUCAGUGUAUUAAAUACUAGAUAUUAGAUAUUCUUCAGGGUAAUAAUGCGUUUUUCAUGAUGCAAUGCGUGAAUGAGUAUGUAUGUUCAUUUGGUCCCCUGACGCACCGGAAAUCUACGGGGGCAGUAUGCCUGGGGGGCGGGGAGACUAAAAAUGAGGUGAGCUACAUCCAAAAAGUAAAAGUGUAUUUCAAAAGGGAUGGAAAGACGUCAGCGUUCCGUCAUGAAGGGUUUUCUUAGCUGUGGCAGAGAUCGCUUUUAAUAAAUGACGGACAAGUUUAUCUGAACUAUUUAUGUAAUUAGAAGAAAAAUGAUUCUGUAAAUAAGCUAUGAGGAUCCCAAAAUAAGAAAAUUGGUAUUAAUUUAUUCAAAGCUGUACAUUGGCGUGUAUAUAAUAUUUAGAGUUUAACUCAUUCCUUUUCCCAUUUUACAUGAACAUAUAUUGUAAAUUAAAACUAUUUAGCGCUUGUUGGUUUGAAACGGAAAAUGUUUCUAUCUGUGAUGCAUUGCUGUUUAUCCUGCCUGUGACACGUGAAGGAAACGUGCGUGCCAUCUUUACAUCGCUGCAAUCGCUGACUACACUAAUCAUAAUGAAGAGAGCUCCUGAAUUAUCACUACCUGAUAAUAAACAACGGGACAUGCAAAGGUAGGAAAACCUCAGGUUUUUUCACUCCAGCACAGAAGAGAUUUAUUACAUUCCUCUUCAAAAUGGGCGCUAUGUAUUUAAAUUGAAAGCGUAUCUCCUUAUGCUGGUUAUUCGGGUAAAUUCAAAUGUUUCUUUUUUGUUGAAUUCUCUCACAAUUUCAAUAAAAAAUUAAUGUGUUAAA